Molecule: messenger RNA, 1146 nt
Organism: Misgurnus anguillicaudatus (oriental weatherfish)
Lineage: Eukaryota; Metazoa; Chordata; Actinopteri; Cypriniformes; Cobitidae
Gene: mcrip1
Product: MAPK regulated corepressor interacting protein 1
Source: RefSeq, a predicted model, not a curated record
UAGAUGACCCGGAAAUAAUUGGUUGGCAUUAGCAACGUUUCGGCCGAAUCGGCCUGGAAAGAGAGAUAUCAGAGGAAAGAAAAACACAAAGACAGAGCCUCCUUUUAAGCCUCAUAUUAGGAUUGUGAGGCAAGUGAAAUUAACAGAAUGACCAGCUCUUCUGCUCCUAGAAUGAACACAUACAAGAGGACUUCCAGUCCUCGGUCACCAACGAAUACAGGAGAGAUCUUCACACCAGCACAUGAAGAAAAUGUGCGAUUUAUCCAUGACACUUGGCUUUGUGUUUUAAGGGACAUUAAAUCCCCACACAAUAAUGAACGUAAUGAUCGAGGACCACAGGAGUAUGUGGAGAAAAACCCAAAUCCCAACCUAAAAUCUUUUAUACCGUUUGACCUGAGUGACCUUAAGAAGCGAAACACACAAGACUCAAAGAAGUCUUAGACCAUUUCCAUUUCUUCCUGAUCCAGCAGUUUUUGUCCUCCCCAUUACAUUUGGGACCUUUUUAACUAUACCAAUCUUAUGUCGCCAAAAGCCACAAGCCAGGAUAUUUCACCAUCUUUGUCCAAAAAGCCUCUCCUCUGCCUCAUGGACCUGUGGCCUGGACUUAAAGGCUGAUAUGUAUUUAUGAGUUAAAUUUUAGGAGCCUUUUGAGUGGCCAUUCCAUGCUCAUCUGGACUCUUUUUUUUCCUGAAUACAUGCAUCUUUUUUCACAGAUGAGGCCUGAUGUAAAUUUUUGAUCCUCGUUUUUGAGUUUAGAUUUUGUUUAUAGUUUUUUUCUUUUAUUUCUGCUGUUGAUAUGACAGAUGGCAAAGGCAAAGAACCGUUUACUGCUUCCACUAUUGGGCAAUCUCAACACAGACUUUCUCAAAAUGGGAUGCAAGAAAUUUAAUCCUUUUCUAAAGUUUCUACCCAGAGAAUAGUUGACAGUUCUGUUAGUUUGAUAGAUUGAUGAAGAGAAAUAGGACGGUUUGUCUUAUAGCACAGGCAAGUUUGGUUCGCCAAAUAUUUUAGUAGAUAUACUUCCAUUUUUUUAACUAUGAAUUGAUACCUUUGAUACUUUCAAAAACUUUGAGUAAAUGUUUUCCACAUCUUUCGUUCCCAGACUUUAAAAUAAAAUAAAAUAAAAUAAAGAUUACUUUUAUGUUA